Messenger RNA from Durio zibethinus, 864 nucleotides. The record is from RefSeq and is a predicted model, not a curated record. Lineage: Eukaryota; Viridiplantae; Streptophyta; Magnoliopsida; Malvales; Malvaceae.
UAUAAAUGUAGUCUGUUCUGUAGCUGUACUCAGAAAAACACCCAAAUUCUUAGAUUCCUUCAGUCAAAACCCUAAUCUUCCCAAAUUUUCAUUAACACUCUCUACCCAGAUCAACCACCCCUGAAAAUUGUGGAACUAAUUGAUGCAAAGGCUGGGGAGUGAAACAGAGAAUUCAUUCAUUUCAGGUGUUAUCUAUGAGGUGAGACAAGUUGAAUGAUGGCGGACUUACCAGGUUAUAUGCGCAACUGCUCGCACACUGGAAAACUUGCAGUUUUGGCAAUAUUAGUUUCAGGAGGAAUUGUAUUGCAAAUCUUGGCAUGUGCUCUGUACAAUAAUUGGUGGCCAAUGCUGACUGUAAUAAUGUAUGUCCUUCUUCCAAUGCCUUUGAUGCUCUUUGCUGGCUCUGAUGGUUCUUCUCUUUUAUCUGAAUCAGACAAUAGUUGGGUCAAUGCAACCAAAUUCUUGACUGGAGCUUCUGCGGUUGGAAGCAUAGCUAUACCAGCUAUCCUAAAGCAUGCUGGAGUUAUUGGUUGGGGCGCCCUGGCCAUGGAACUUUCAUCAUAUUUCAUAUUUGUUCUAGCCAUAAUGUGUUGUAUUCGAAUGAAUGAUGAUGAUGAUUACAGUUUCCUCUGAAAGAUGACUGAUUAUCAAAGUUAGUUCAGAUUAGGCUAAAUAUUUCCUGUUUUGAUGAGCCUCAUUUCCAUGUUUGUUCAUGCCGAUUGAUCAGUUGAUUUUUUCUUUUCCUUUGUAAUGAGUGCCAUUAUUGUGUUCAAAAAUUUGCUCUAACAUUUGAGAGAUUGAUCUUGAUUUAACAUUUAUAAAGUGAUGGGUGGAAUAAAGAAUCUGCAGGCAUGCUUGUUUUCU